Babesia ovata is the source of this 1500-nucleotide messenger RNA. Its product is annotated as ribosome binding protein. Bases 1 to 1500 code for a protein of 499 amino acids. The transcript has a single exon. Lineage: Eukaryota; Apicomplexa; Aconoidasida; Piroplasmida; Babesiidae. The record is from RefSeq and is a predicted model, not a curated record.
AUGCUCCACUGGCUGGUUGGGUUGAACCAAAAGGGGUAUGUUGGGAUUAUUAAGGAGCAUGUUAAAGGCAUUUUAAGUGCACUUAACGAGGAUGUCUCACAGCCUCCAGAUGCCCUCGAGGUCACCGGGGAUCCCACUCAGCUGACCGCUUCCCAUGUAUCCAACACCCUGACCGAGGCGUCCCUCUACUCGGCAAACGUUCUCCACAGGCUCAAGCACAAAGACAUUUCGACAGCCGAUACAAUGCCUGACUUCAGCUCAGAAUAUUCCAAGCUUUGUUAUUCCUCGGACCCCGCCCGCCUCCUCUGCCAGCUGCGGGACUACGUCUACGCCUGCUGCCACCAGUUGGAGUUCCUAAAGGCGCAGUGUUCUAGGAAGGCAUCUGAGGGUGGAUGGCAGGAUUGUGAAUAUGGCCAAGAUGCCAAGACUCCGUCCCCCCUCCAGGCCUUCCUGACUGACGCCUCGGAUUCCAAGUUCAAGACUCAUCCCUUCGACCCCCGCAACAUCUGCCUCAAGAGCCGUGUCAACAUGGGAUUCAAGAGGGAGGAUUUGCCUGCAUCUCAGCAAACUGGCAACAUACUCAACGACAUCCUCACUCCCACCUGCGGCGGCGAUGAUCCCCUGCUGAGAUUGGCCUCCUACCUCACCUGCCUCACCAGGCGGACGCCGCGCACCACCGGGGAGCUUGUCUCGUUCUUCCACAACUUCGGGAAUGAGCUGCAUUCAUCAUCUUCACAGUUGUCCACGCUAGGAUCCGCCCUCUCCGAGCCACAUCCUCAUUACCCCGACUGGGACCGUCUCAAAGACGCCGACGAUCUGCAAACCAUCAAGUACGCCCGAGGCUCCGCCACUCCCAACUCCAUCCACCGCGACAAUGAUCAUCCCAAUACCCUGUCCACGCUGCUUGGCUGCGGCAUCGAUGAUUCCAAGUGCUCACAACUCAUGAAGCCCAUCACCUACCGGGCCUACGCCGUAUACUCCCCGAGCUUCGCCCACCACUACCUCAGCUGGGCGGUGUACCUGGCAGACAGACUGUGGGACUCACUGCUCAAGCUUCACUAUGAUCUCGAGAACCUUCAAUGUCACGACUCCAAGUCCAAGCCCCUCCACCAGUGUACCAAGGCCCUGCCGCUGCUCUACUCUCACGGCAUCACGCCGCCAGACGGGACAGUGCAGUCCUCACUCACGUGUUCGGCUGCCGUCACCAAGCUUAAGGAUGUGGUCGCCGGAAAGCCUAUCGCAAGCCUCAUUACCGCCAUGGACACAUUCCUCUACUGCAUCCGUGCCCCUUCCUCUACACUGCACUCACACUCUGGCUCACCGCCACGCUCUACAUCCUCCACUCACUCCUGUACCGGAUGGACGUCCUCCGCAUCCGCUCACACCUCCUCACGUUCAGGAUCUCACCUCAUCGACGUCAAGGCGCUGCUCGCCGGCAGCCGCAAGAUGCUCUCGCUCUACAAGGACGUCGACUACUUCGACGAUGACUUUCACUCAUAA